AUGACGGAUUUUACGCCAACAAUUUACACGGCUCCGUACGACGCCAUCAGCGCCGCUCAAGCUGAACAUUCCCAGAUUGGUCGCACUGUGCUGAUCACUGGUGGCUCCAAGGGGAUUGGGUUUGCCAUUGCCCGCGCCUUCGCGAUCGCUGGAGCUGCUCGGAUAAUUCUCGUUGCUCGUGGUGGCGCUGCGCUCGAUACGGCGGUGGUCAGGUUGACAUCAGAGUUCCAGGGAACUGUAAUCCCUAUUGCGUGCGAUCUAGGUGAUCCGACAAAUAUCGAGACGCUAUGGGCGGAGCUGAAUGAUCGACAAAUUGUCGUAGAUGUGCUCGUUCUCAACGCUGCUCGUGUACAGGAUAAGGAGUGCUCUAUGCUCAGUCUUGGGUGGCAACAAACCUGGCAAUUGUUUGAGACCAAUGUUCGAGGAAAUAUGAUUAUGGUGGAGAAGACCAUGGGCCAAGCAGGCACGAAACAAAAGUUUAUUUUGAACGUUUCAAGCCCAUUCGUCCACGACCAGGAAAUGGCCGCUGGAUUUCAGCCUUAUGCAAGCUCGAAAUCUGCGUUUGCUAGCGCACUACAGCAUCUCGCUACUGAGACGCCUCUAGAGCGAGCCCAGAUCAUCAGCUUUCAUCCUGGGUUUAUCUACAGUGAUGGUAUGAAGUCCAUAGGUUGCACCCCUCAAGACUUGGACUGGGACGAUGAAAAUCUCCCCGCCAACUUUGCUGUCUGGGCCGCUUCUCCCAAAGCUGCUUUUCUGCACGGACGGUUCGCGUGGGCGAAGUGGAAUGUGGAGGAACUCACAGAAGCAGUAAAGACCGGCAAUGCCGAAAUUCUCAAGAUAGGCAUUCAUGGGCUGUAA
This is a messenger RNA of Penicillium odoratum, 858 nucleotides long. RefSeq lists its product as uncharacterized. The record is from RefSeq and is a predicted model, not a curated record. The coding region runs from base 1 to 858 and encodes 285 amino acids. The transcript is spliced from 3 exons. Gene Ontology annotation, molecular function: oxidoreductase activity, acting on the CH-OH group of donors, NAD or NADP as acceptor. Lineage: Eukaryota; Fungi; Ascomycota; Eurotiomycetes; Eurotiales; Aspergillaceae.